Messenger RNA from Anthonomus grandis grandis, 852 nucleotides. RefSeq names its product dual specificity protein phosphatase 19 (gene Mkp). The record is from RefSeq and is a predicted model, not a curated record. Gene Ontology annotation, biological process: protein dephosphorylation; regulation of MAP kinase activity. Gene Ontology annotation, cellular component: cytoplasm. Bases 150 to 722 code for a protein of 190 amino acids. The transcript is spliced from 2 exons. NCBI's taxonomy places the organism in Eukaryota, Metazoa, Arthropoda, Insecta, Coleoptera, Curculionidae. Gene Ontology annotation, molecular function: JUN kinase phosphatase activity.
AAUAAAAUCAAUCAUUUUCUCUUGCCGCUCAAAGCUUUCACGAGUCCACGUUUUCGCUGAAGAAAUUUCGUCAUAAGUCCCGUUAAAGUGCAAAUCCGAAGAUUUAGUUAUUAGCAGAAGAAUCCCGGCAGCAGCAUUGUCCCUAAUAAAUGAGUUUUCUCUCCGAACUCCGUGAAAAAAAGAAACAUCUAAAACCCACAGAAACAGUUGUGACCCAAGAAGAUGGGAAAAUAUUCGUAGUCUCUAAUUCUAUCGUUAAAAAGCUGGAUAAAGUUUCGACGGGUUUCAUCAUCGACCUUAAACCCGAUGACGUCCCUGCGAAAAUCGUCGAUUACUUAUAUUUAGGGUCUCAGGACUGUUGCGACCCGAGUGUCCUAGAGGGCCAUCAAAUUAAGCAUGUUUUAAGUUUAGGUGUUGAACCAGCAAAGACCCCUGAUAUAAAUUAUAAGUUCGUCAAAAUUCUCGACUUGGACAACGCGAAUUUGCUCGACAUUCUUCCGAAAUGUCUGGAUUUUAUCGAAAGUAGCCUAAAUAGGCGGGAAAACUUGUUGGUGCACUGUAAUGCGGGCGUUAGUAGAUCAGCUUCAGUCGUAAUUGCAUAUCUUGUAAUAAAACGGAAAUUAAUGUUUGAUGAAGCUUAUGAAAUCGUUAAACUUGCCAGACCUUGUAUCAGGCCUAAUGAUGGUUUUAUGUUGCAAUUGCGUCGACUGAAGCCUACUUAGUCAUCGGUAUUUUCUUUUCAGGUUUUAAUAAUAAUUAUUGUUUUAAGGUUUGAUUAUGUACAUGAUAAAUAUAACAUUGUGUAUUGUAUAUUUAGGGGUAUGAAUAAUAAAUGUUUUUAUUCUAGAAUAA